AUGACUAUGUUCAACCACUGCGUCAACCAUGUCGCCAUCUCGGUGCCCAACCUCGAGGCCGCGAUCGAGUUCUACUCCAAGCUAUUUGGGUUUCGGUUCCUGCGGCCUUCGGGGUUGGCCAACAAGGAGGAGCAUCCCCAGGGCAUCACCUGGAAGAUCUACGGGAAAGAAUUAAAUUCCGUCAAAAUGGCCAUCAUGACCACCGGCAACAGUGUCGGAUUCGAGAUAUUUGAGUUCGUCGAUCCCCCUUACGACGGCAAGACGGCACCCUCGCAAUGGGGGCCGGGAAACUAUGCCAAAGGCGGGUGGUUCCAUGUCGCAUUCACAGUGCCGGACCCAGUGGCGACGUUGAGGGAGGCGGAGAAGAUGGGCGCCAAACUCGUCGGAGAAAUCUGCUCGCCUGCCCCGGGCGAGACGGUGAUUUAUAUGCAAGAUCCUUGGGACAAUGUGGUGGAGCUGUUGAGCUGUAGCUUUGAGCAUCUGAUCAUGAACGGCGUGGCGGCGUGA
This is a messenger RNA of Fonsecaea pedrosoi CBS 271.37, 507 nucleotides long. RefSeq lists its product as uncharacterized. Gene Ontology annotation, molecular function: methylmalonyl-CoA epimerase activity; lactoylglutathione lyase activity; metal ion binding. Gene Ontology annotation, biological process: L-methylmalonyl-CoA metabolic process. NCBI's taxonomy places the organism in Eukaryota, Fungi, Ascomycota, Eurotiomycetes, Chaetothyriales, Herpotrichiellaceae. The record is from RefSeq and is a predicted model, not a curated record. The transcript has 2 exons. The coding region runs from base 1 to 507 and encodes 168 amino acids.